CAGCGUCAGGACACGGUCGUUGGUGAAGGUAAACACGGCCGCUGUCAGCUGAGAGGCUGGAGUUGGAACACAGACAUCACAGUGAAGCAGGCUGGAGCCGUCACGUCCCGCCAGAGGUGUCCUGGAUCGUCACAGUCCGUCACUGUCACGCUCUAAAUCUCAAGCUCAUCGUCACACUGGAGGAAGUACACUGGUAAUUUCAACACGUGUUCAACAUUUCAACACGAAACGUGUUCGAAACGUGCCCAUAACCUCAACUUACAAAUUUGGUCACAUGAUAAAUUAGGAGCGAUUGAAGAAGUUUAUCCUUUGAAGAGAAAUAGUUAACAUGUAAUGUGAACAACUAGUGCACUGAAGCUCACGCUACCAGCAGGGGUUAGAUGCACAUUGGAAGAAUAUUAAGCUUCAUUCUGCUAACAGAAGGUGCAGCAGUGUGCAUAUUACAUUCAUGGAUAUUAGAGGCUGUCUGUUUUGUUGACUUAGUACAUUUUUGGUAUGCAGUAUGAUUCUCAGGUGUCAAGUAUUGGACAGUGGUAGUGAGUGUGAGAUAAGUGAUGCCAUGUGUUGAUACAAUGCCCUUCUCAUACAUUGCUGGAUUGGGAGUUCAGUUCAUCACUCAGAGUGAGACCUUUCAUCGAAAUCAGCUGUUGGUAAGUGAUGAGGAAGUACCUUGGAGAGGCAAGUACAUCAUUGUUAAAAGUGUCUUCGUAUUGUUUGUACAAAAAAUUUAUCUUGUAUUUACUGGUGAGAGAAAUGAUUCCACUAUUUUAUGUGUGUAAUAUUCUUCACAUAAUACACAGUUCACAUUACAAAUUAGAGUUAAGAACAAAUAAACAUUUUAUUGCUACCUCUCAAGUUCCUUCUCAUAAAUAUGUUCUAUUACAUUGUAUCAUGGGAGUUGGGCCUGGAAUUGUUUUUGGUUUAACAUUGUAAAAAAUUAAUACUAGAAUUUUCUCAUAGUAAAACAGACACCUUAUAGGAGAACAUAUUAUCGUUGAUGUAAUCAUUUCAGACCAUUUAGGAAACUGUUUUCUGAAAAUGAGAUUAUGUUGCAGAAACAUACACAAGAGCUCUGAAAUAUAGUUUGCUGUUACUAUUGUUUAAUAAAGUUUGCAUAACAAAUCCAUUAUUUUUUAAGGGCACCAGCAUUGAUGAUCAUUGUUAAAAAGACUUUAAUUAAUGAUAAAUAUUGUAGUGCAUUUGUCAAAUGUAAAGUUAUAUCAGGGGCCAAAAUACUUAAAAAACAAUACCCAAUCCAAUGUCUAAAUUUUCCAGUCCAAUCCAACAUUGUUGUUCAGUGUCUUUAUUACUUUACAUACAAUGAAUCUUACAAGUAGUUUGAGAGUUCAGUCACCAGAGAAACCUUACAAGUGUUUAGUAUGUUUAAAAAGCUUCUUAUUUAAACUUAAUCAAGUAAAACAUAUGCGAAUUCAUGCAGGAGAGAAAUCUUUUCAGUGUUCCGAGUGUCUUAAAGACUUUGAUUGCAAAUCACAGUUAGUACUUCAUAUGAGAGUUCAUACAGGAGAGAAACCAUAUCAAUGCUCUGUGUGUCUAAAAGACUUCUCUCAAAAAUCAAAUCUAACAACACACAUGAAACUACAUACAGGAGAGAAACCAUAUUGUUGUUCAGAGUGCUUGCAAGACUUUUCAAAAAAAUCAAGUCUAGCAACACACAUGAGAGUUCAUUCAGACGAGAAGCCAUAUCAGUGCUUGCUUUGCCUAAAGACCUUCAAACACAAAUCAAAUCUGGCAAUACAUUCAAGACUUCAUUCAGGAGAGAAACCUUAUCACUGUUCAGAGUGUCAAAAAAACUUUACACGGAAAUCUUCUCUAGUAACACACAUGAAACUUCACUUAGGUGAGAAACCACAUCACUGUACAGAGUGCAUAAAAUCUUUUUCACAAAAAUAUGACUUGGUAAAACACAUGAGAAGUCAUACAGGAGAAAAACCAUUUCAGUGCUCUGAGUGCCUAAAAUCAUUUUCACAAAAAUAUGAUUUAGUUAAACAUAUGAGGCUUCAUACAGGAGAGAAACCUUAUCAGUGUUCGGUGUGUCAGAAAGAUUUUCCACGAAAAUCAUAUCUUUCAGCACAUAUGACAUUUCAUACAGGUGAGAAACCAUUUCAUUGCUCAGUGUGUCUAAAGGAUUUUAUUCGAAAAUCUGAUCUAGUAAAACAUGCAAGGAUUCAUACAGGGGAAAAACCAUAUAAAUGCUCUGAAUGUCAAAGAGCCUUUUCUUGUAAAUCAACUUUGAUAAACCAUAUGAAAGUUCACAGUAGAAACCAUACUGAUGUUGAGAAUGUCUUAAAGAACAUUAACACUGACUCAAUUUAACUAAUUCUAAUCUAACGAGAAUCAAUUCUCUUUGGCCCAGAAUUCUAAUUGCCAAAUUUCACAAAUAAAUGGGAUUUUUCUGUGGAGAGCCCCGGCUCCCCGGAGCUAUACCAGGCUGAUAAGUAUGUAUUAGACCGUGGCAUCAGUCAAUUCGAUUGGAGUUCUAGCUUACUGGGGACCAGGAGCCAGAACCUGGCGCCCCUUAGAGAGGCACAACUAGCAAUGGCCUAUAGAA
This is a messenger RNA of Procambarus clarkii (red swamp crayfish), 2569 nucleotides long. Its product is annotated as zinc finger protein 300. NCBI's taxonomy places the organism in Eukaryota, Metazoa, Arthropoda, Malacostraca, Decapoda, Cambaridae. The record is from RefSeq and is a predicted model, not a curated record.